AUGGAGAUGAAGAUGGAGUCAUUCCCUCAAUGGGUCUACCGGGAGAAUAUGGCUAUGGAAAUCACUUCAUUUUAUUGGAAGAUGGCUCUAUCAUCUCAACUUUCCCUCUGUAGAUCUUUGUCCGGCUCUGUUAUGGGAAGAGGGGCGAAAGCCCGCUGGCAUGGGGCGCCGGGUGCCAUCAAGUCCGUUGAUGACAUCGGCAAGACUGCGACUGUCGAGUAUAUUGGGACCUCUUGA
Penicillium manginii is the source of this 237-nucleotide messenger RNA. RefSeq lists its product as uncharacterized. The record is from RefSeq and is a predicted model, not a curated record. The transcript has 2 exons. Bases 1 to 237 code for a protein of 78 amino acids. Lineage: Eukaryota; Fungi; Ascomycota; Eurotiomycetes; Eurotiales; Aspergillaceae.